AUGAUCUUUGCCCAAAGUGGAUUAAGUGGAUUGUUCUUUCAUCAGUUUCUUUCCUCUCGCAGAUUCUGUUCACCAAACAAGAAUCUCAGAAGAUUCUAUUUAGCAAAUAGGUCUGAUGAUGCCCUUGCUUGUGCUGAACUUUUAGAAAUAAUGGGUAAUUCAAGUGGCAGCUCUAGCAGCCCUGUUUCUCAAUCUACUUCUCCGGACAAUGUUCUUCAUGUUAACUCUACGUCUCUUAUUGUAAAAGCUGAUCAAGACGACAAAGACCUUGCUAAUAAAAAUGAUCAUGGCCUCACUCCUCAUUCUGGUGCGAUUGAGAUUGGUCAAACAAAGCAGAGACCUGAAUCUCGUCCAAUGCGAUUGCCUGUUGACAACUUUCAUUUGAUUUUUGGCUCUUCUCCAAUUACUCGUGCUCAUAAUCCAUUACCCAUGGACUCCCAUUUCUCUCCAAGUAAACGUCAUCAUCAUCAUCAAGCUCAACCAUAUCCUUCCCGUCCUGCUCUUCAUCAAGCCGCUAAUAUUCAAAAAAGAUUGUGUGACACUGUUUCUAAUGUCCAAGUCGGUGGUGGUUCCCUUGAUGAUUCCGUUCAACCUCCUCUUUCAAAAGCUUCUAAAGCUGCCAUUUUAUUGCGUAUAUCUGAAGGUGGUAGACGUAGAUCCUUAUCUGUUGGAAGCGCUGGGUUAAAACCUGGUAGCAAAUUUAGUCGUGUGUAA
Racocetra persica is the source of this 714-nucleotide messenger RNA. The record is from the annotation of a GenBank genome assembly. Lineage: Eukaryota; Fungi; Glomeromycota; Glomeromycetes; Diversisporales; Gigasporaceae.